This is a messenger RNA of Dovyalis caffra, 678 nucleotides long. NCBI's taxonomy places the organism in Eukaryota, Viridiplantae, Streptophyta, Magnoliopsida, Malpighiales, Salicaceae. The record is from the annotation of a GenBank genome assembly.
AUGUCACAUUUUUUCAAGAGUUUGCAUGAUUUGAUUGGUUUAUAUGAAGAAAUGCCAGAUGUUACAUUUUUUUCUUCUGGAUUCACCAAAAAUAAUUCUUUUCAUAGUCAUUAUGUUGAUGGGGUUCUAGAUUACCAUAUUAAUACAAACACCUGCAUAAUGGACAACUUGAUUGAGUUGAAUGAUUCUUCUCAGAUGUCCUGCCUUGAUGUCUCUGUCAUUACCCCUGGAUAUUCUCCGAUCAUCCAUUAUUCCGACGCUGAUAGGGAAGUGGGAACAUUUGGAGAUUUUGAUACUUGGAAGUUCUCAAUCUUUUGUAGAUAUAAUUACCCAAAUCAGCCUUUGCUGCAAGAAAAUUUCUGCCCUUCGUUUAUUGGAAGGCAGCUGGAUUGGGGAAGCGGAGGCAUCAGCAAUUGUCACCAAUCUUCCAAAUAUAAAGUACCUGGUUCUCAGGGGGGAAAGAUCAAUUUUGAGAAUCUAGUGAUAAUAGUGGAAGGAUGCAAAAACCUUGUAUAUUUGGAUGUAAGCGACUGCAUAGGUUUUGACGCUGAUGAUGAGAAGGUACUGGAGCUAGCUUCGCAUAUCAAGACAUUCAAGUGUGAAGGUUCAAUGCUGGAGGAGGAUUACUAUGAGGAUUACAAUGACUAUGAGGACUUUUCUGGCUACAGUUCACCUUGA